GAAAAGUAUGCGCAACUCAGCAAAACUAUAAGUAAGGGACCGCCGAAGGACAACCGAAGUACCCAGAAAAAAACUGAGAAAUGGAGGAAGCCAAAGGUCUUGUGAAGCAUGUGUUGCUGGUGCGGUUCAAACACGACACCACGCCUGACCAGAUUGAAGAACUCAUCAAGGGCUUCGCCAAUCUCGUCAAUCUCAUCCACCCCAUGAAAUCUUUCCACUGGGGAAGGGAUGUGAGCAUCGAGAACGCCCAUCAAGGCUUCACCCAUGUGUUCGAGACAACGUUUGAGAGCACGGAGGGAAUAGCAGAGUACUUACCUCAUCCGGCCCAUGUCGAGUUCUCGAAACGGUUCCUCCCCCGGUUGGAGAAGGUCCUUGUGGUCGACUUCAAGCCGACCGCCGUUCACACUUAAAACUGAAUCGAAUUGCACUAUGUUCUGCGGGUGUCAUGCUUAAAAAAAAUUUGUACUGUAUCCGAGUAGAAGCUUAAAUUACGUUGUACUAUUACGUUGGUUAAUGCGAUCGAUAUGGUUUGGAGACUUGUAUUUGCAAAA
Messenger RNA from Syzygium oleosum, 551 nucleotides. RefSeq names its product stress-response A/B barrel domain-containing protein HS1. Bases 81 to 410 code for a protein of 109 amino acids. Lineage: Eukaryota; Viridiplantae; Streptophyta; Magnoliopsida; Myrtales; Myrtaceae. The record is from RefSeq and is a predicted model, not a curated record. Gene Ontology annotation, biological process: pollen tube adhesion. The transcript is spliced from 2 exons.